AUGAGUAUUAAUAGCAACAAUAAUGUUGCUGUAUUUAUCUCGGAAGGCUUUAAUAAUUGGAAAAAAGCGGUGGAAAGGUUUAAUAUGCAUGAACGUUCAGAAUUGCACAAAACAAAUAUCGUUAAAAAUUCUUUUAUUAAAACAAAUGCUAAUGUAUUUGCUCAAAUUUCGGAUAGUCAUAAAAAAUCUAUGGAAGAAUCAAGAUUUGCUUUUGAUAAAAUAUUAUCUUCUAUAGUUUUUUUGGCAAAACAAGGCGUAGCAAUAAGAGGGCAUACUGACGAAUCUGCAAAUUUCAAUCAGUUAUUAAAACUUCGAUCGGAAGAUUCGACUGAAUUAAAAAACUGGUUAGGUAGAACUACUUAUAAAUGGAUUUCCCAUGAUAUAACAAAUGAAAUUCUUAGUACACUUUCAAGAGAAGUUAUUAGAAACAUUAUUAAAAAAAUAAAAGAGAAUACAUUCUAUGCUAUUUUAUUAGACGAAAUCAGUGACAUUACAGUAAAAGAACAAAUUUCAUUUUGUUUAAGAACGGUGGACAAAGAAUCAUUUGAAAUAGAAGAAUAUUUUAUAGGAUUUUAUGAAACACCUAAAACUGAUUCUAAUACUCUUUUCAAUAUUUUAAAAGAUAUUCUGAAUGUUUCUGGGAUUCACAAAGGAUUGCAAGCUAAAACUAAAGAAAUUGAACACAGAGCAUUAUUUGUUCACUGUCAAGAUCAUUCUUUAAAUCUUGUUACCCAAGAUAGUAUGCAAAAUGUAGAAAAAGCUAGAGAUAUACUAAAUUUUAUAAGAGAAUUAAUUACAUUUAUCAAACAAUCACCCAAGAGGCUAUCUUGGUUCAAAAUGGUACAAACAGAAGAGAACAUGACUGCUCUAAGACCAUUUUGUCCAACCAGGUGGACGUUUCGAUAUUCUUCGUUGUUAUCUGUUAUGGAUAACUACAAUGAACUAUUGACAUUUUUGUCGGAUUUUUCAAAAACUGAAAAGAACGAUCUUUCCGUACAAAUUUUGAACACUUUGGAAGAUACUAUUUCAAAUAUGAGAGAUGUAUUCAAUAUUUUAUGGGAAUCUGCAAAAAACGAAUGGUCAGAUUUAAAGUUAGAUCCACCGAAAGAAUCUAGAAAACGAUCGGCCAAAAAAGUCGGCCUAUCAAAGUAG
Messenger RNA from Myzus persicae (green peach aphid), 1152 nucleotides. Its product is annotated as zinc finger MYM-type protein 1-like. The coding region runs from base 1 to 1152 and encodes 383 amino acids. NCBI's taxonomy places the organism in Eukaryota, Metazoa, Arthropoda, Insecta, Hemiptera, Aphididae. The transcript is spliced from 3 exons. The record is from RefSeq and is a predicted model, not a curated record.